AUGAGCAGCCGAAAGCUCAGUGCGGAUGAGCUCAAGCUCCAUCAAGCUGCUCUCGCAGCACACGACAAGAUACUCGCAGUGAAAGAUGCUGAAAAGGUCGUACCAGAUGCAGCUGCUCGCACGGCCGCCGUCAACUUUCUGCUCGGGACGGGGAUGUUCAAGGUUACUGCCAGUGCUGGAGCAGUAACCGCGUUCCGAGCCGUGGCCAAGAACGAGAUGGAGAUAAAGAAGGACAUGGCGCCCGAAGAAGCUAUGGUCCUCAGCCACGUCCAAGCGUCCGGAAAUGAAGGAAUAUGGACGAAACACCUAAAAGCCAAGACCGAACUGCACCAGACCAUCAUCGAUCGCUGUCUGAAAUCCCUAGUCCAAAAACAACUCGUCAAAUCCAUCAAAGCCGUCCGACACCCAACGCGCAAGAUAUACAUGCUCGCUCACCUGGAGCCGUCGGUAGAACUCACGGGUGGUCCCUGGUACACCGACAAUGAACUAGACGCAGAGUUUAUCAAGCUUUUAUCUUCUGCAUGUCUCCAUUACAUCCGCGACCGCUCAUUCCCGAAGCAGAACAGCAAACGGGUUUCACGGAAUCAAAUACGUUUAUACGCGAUAGGCGCAGCUCCAUCUUACCCAUCCGCACAACAAAUACAACUCUUCCUGAGUAAGAGUAAAAUUACGGAGACGGAGUUGGGAGUCGAGCAUGUAGAGAUGCUCUUGAGGGUAUUGGAGCUCGAUGGCGAGAUUGAAAAGAUUCCUGCGUUCAGCGCUGGCGCCUGGAAUCCUCCGUCUGAUUCUGAAGGAAGUGGUUCCGGCUCGGAAUCUGAAUCAAGCGAAGACGACCGCUCUCGCUCGAAGAAGCGCAAACGUGGUUCCAGUAAGAACAAAGAGUCGAACAAACUCAAACGGCGGAGGACGAAAGAAGACUCCGAAAGCGAUUCGGACAGCGAGUCUGAGGAUCGGUCAAGGGCGAAGAAACGGAAGAAACGGUCAAAGAGAGACGAGGACAGCGACGAAGAAAGUUCUGCGAAAUCGUCGAAGAAGAGGAAGCGCAAGAGUAAACACAGUGAUUCAUCUUCAGAGGAGGAAGAGGAGGAAGACAGAAAAAAGAAACAUAAACGCAAGUCGAAAAAACGCCAGGAUACGUCUUCCGCCGAAGAAUCUGAAUCCAGCGAGGUUUCGGAUGGUGCCUUCGUAUACCGUGCGAUCAGACAAGAGCGCGUCGUGCUCGGCUGGUCGCAGGCCCCUUGCGGGCGAUGUCCUGUUUUUGAUUUUUGUCGGGAUAAGGGGCCGACGAAUCCACAGGGAUGCGUAUAUUACGAGGAGUGGUUUGCUUCGGGCGCGAAUUCGCAGAAGGACGCGGCGACAGCGGCCGUGAAGGUAGAAGUGUAG
This is a messenger RNA of Pisolithus orientalis, 1383 nucleotides long. Its product is annotated as RNA polymerase Rpc34 subunit-domain-containing protein. Bases 1 to 1383 code for a protein of 460 amino acids. Gene Ontology annotation, biological process: transcription by RNA polymerase III. Gene Ontology annotation, cellular component: RNA polymerase III complex. The record is from RefSeq and is a predicted model, not a curated record. NCBI's taxonomy places the organism in Eukaryota, Fungi, Basidiomycota, Agaricomycetes, Boletales, Pisolithaceae. The transcript has 8 exons.